AAACUGUUUUUUGUGGGAUAUUAUAGAUCUAUUCCUUACUAGUACAGUUGGCUGACAAACGCCAACUUUUCUCCCAUCGUAAAUAGGCACGAAGUAAAACGACAUAAAAAUAUUAACGUGUUGUUUUCGAGGUGUCGAGCAGUUAAAUUUAUUUCGCUCGUCUAUCAGCAAAUUCUCCCGUUUCCCAAUUAACAUGGGAUUCCACGCGACUUUGAUGUGUGGAAAAUCCCGUUAAGUGACGCAGUUGAUGUGGUAUUAUCAUUGGUGCUAUUGCAUAGCUGCAGCUGCCUUGUAGGAUAUGGCCGAAUAUGGUCUACGCCGUAGACACCACAGAAAUACGAUACAGAUAGCAGGAACCCCGUCAUGACAGCAACCAUGCGUCACACCGCACAGACACUAUGUCAAUGCAGGUCCUCCAUUGCAGGUUUACCGUACAAGCUACAAGUAUAUAGGAAGACAAGCUGAUGCCCAUAUCUAAAACAGGGAGCAUCUGGGUUAUGUAAGACAACUUUUUUUCAGUUUACCUCGGGAUUAUCUAAAUCAUAGUUCUUGAUGAAUUUUUACUUUUCAAAUUCAUAAUGCCCAUGAGUUUAAAAAGACAACAUUCGAAAUAAAGCCAAUGAAAACAUUUUAAAAAAUAAAUAAAUAUUUCAGAAAAACUGAGAAAAAGAGAUCGGAAAUAUCCUAGCAGACUCCGAUUCCCUGUCUGACACAUUAUGUCAAAGUUUCCUGCCGAGCAGUUCCGGAACUACUGUUCAAAUAUUUACCUUUUUUUUCUUUUUUCGCUUCUAUGAAAUUUCCUGUAAAUAAAUAAACAGCCUAAAAUAUUUUAUGUUACGUUGAAAGUGACUUAACGUAUAAAAUGAAAUAAAAAUUAUUCGAAUUGGUGAUCAAAGGUGAUUAACAGCGCCUCUACUUCUAGUGUUUUUACCUUUUUUAAGGUUUUUUUUUUUUAAUUCUACAUUAAAUUUACAGUUUUUUAAAAUCUUGAGUUUCAAGUUUUGGGUGGUCUUUUGUUUUUGUUGAGGUUAUUGGUUUUUUUGGGUUUUUUUUUUAGUUGGGACUGUCAGACAUUUUUUGUAAAGUUAUUUUUGUCCUAUUUGGCUGGUAUAGUACACAUUUCAUUUGCUUUCCUGUGAUAAGAAAGGCACAGCUUAGUCAAUGUUGUGAGCUCUUUUGAUACCUGGUUGUGCUGAACUGUUAAAGAUUAUACAAUAAAAUUUUGGGGUUGUAUCCCCAGCAUGGAGAAUCACAAUAUUAUGAUAGUGGCCCUCCACGAUAAACCUGAUUCCAUAGAAGAUUGUAUAAAGCUCUUGAAUGAUGAAUGGCCCAGGAGUAAAACUGCAAGAAAUGAACAUUCUAUUAGGCUGAGAUCAAUUGAAAGCUCAAACCCUAACCUUCCCAUUUCACUUAUAAUGGUCAGUAACACAACCACAGGUAAAGGUGAUGUAAUAGGUCAUGCAAAAAUUGCAAGAUUACCUUUUGAACCAGCAAGCUGUAUGAUUGAAUCUGUUCUGAUAAAUCCAGCCAACAGAGGAAAGGGUUUUGGUAAACUACUGAUGGAAGAAUGUGAGAAACUUGCAGUAAAAUUAGGAUUUUCAACAGCAGUGCUUUCCACACAUGACAAACAGCAAUUCUAUCAGAAAUUGGGGUAUGAAUUUUGUCAACCGGUAUCCCAAUAUGGCGGAGGUCCAUCUCCUUCGAAACCUUCGUUGUCCCAAGCUAAAGAACAUAAAAUUCCCACAAAAUCCGAUAAAUCCAUAUGUCACGAAGAAAAAGAAAUUAGAACUUCAGUUACCGUUCCACAACCACCACCUCUGCCAAAGUCCAAUAAUGCAUUUUGCAUCGCUAAAGUGUACAUGAAGAAAUCUCUAAAUCAAUAAAUUUGUAGCUUAAAUACUA
This is a messenger RNA of Daphnia magna, 1902 nucleotides long. RefSeq names its product N-alpha-acetyltransferase 80 (gene Naa80). Lineage: Eukaryota; Metazoa; Arthropoda; Branchiopoda; Diplostraca; Daphniidae. The transcript has 4 exons. Gene Ontology annotation, molecular function: acetyl-CoA binding; N-acetyltransferase activity. The coding region runs from base 1242 to 1883 and encodes 213 amino acids. Gene Ontology annotation, biological process: protein acetylation. Gene Ontology annotation, cellular component: cytoplasm. The record is from RefSeq and is a predicted model, not a curated record.